Messenger RNA from Mycetomoellerius zeteki, 426 nucleotides. RefSeq lists its product as uncharacterized. Lineage: Eukaryota; Metazoa; Arthropoda; Insecta; Hymenoptera; Formicidae. The record is from RefSeq and is a predicted model, not a curated record. The transcript has a single exon. The coding region runs from base 1 to 426 and encodes 141 amino acids. Gene Ontology annotation, molecular function: nucleic acid binding.
AUGUAUUUGGAAUUGCUGGAAGACAUCAUUGAUCCAACGUUAACUAAUAUUAUCGAGAAUGAUGAGCAUUAUCUCGAAAAUCAAUUGAUAUUCCAACAGGACGAAGCUCCUCCGCAUUAUGCACGGCUCGUUCGUGAGUAUUUGGGUAAAACUUUUCCGGGUCGUUGGAUCAGAAGGAGAGGCCCUAUUGAAUGGCUUCCUCUGUCUCCAGAUUUGUCGCUAUUGGAUUUCUUUUUGUGGGGUGACUUGAACAGUAAAAUUUAUGCAACGCAACUAGCUUCUUUAGAAGAUUUACGUCAACGUAUCAUCAACGAAUGCCGUCAAAUCACCCCACAAAUGCUUCAGAAUGUGCGACAACAUUUCGAGCAGAAUCUCUAUUAUUGUAUGGAAGUCGGUGGUCAACAUUUCGAACAAUUACUACGCUAA